Parnassius apollo (apollo) is the source of this 537-nucleotide messenger RNA. NCBI's taxonomy places the organism in Eukaryota, Metazoa, Arthropoda, Insecta, Lepidoptera, Papilionidae. The record is from the annotation of a GenBank genome assembly.
AUGUGUGGUGUCACCUGCAGGUUGACGUUAGGUGAGAUUGUCGAGGUGUUGCAGGCCGAAGAAGACCAAGGUGAUAUAAUUUUAUUUCCUCCUGACGACGGCGAUGUAACUGAUGAAGACAGUGCUGAUGAAAAUGAAGCUAAUAUCCUUCAUCUUCCUAGUCGCAUGCUUCGAUCUCAAGUUGAGACACAGAACCACCUUUCCAUGUCUGGAGAAAAUCUUGACGAGGAAGAAGAAGAAGAAUCCAUGCCUGCCCGAAAGAAAAUGAAGAAAAAAGAAAAUACAGUAAAAAAUGGCACAAAGUUUUGUGAUAAUUUUUUUACUGGUUUACCUUUGAUAAAAUAUUUGCGAGAUCAGAAUAUAGGAGGCACUGGAACUGUUCGCGACAAUCGCUUGGAGAACUGCAAACUUCCAAAUUCCAAAGAGAUGAAGAAAGAACCCAGAGGAAAGUUAUAUCAUAAAGUAUCUGAAGGGAUUAUUGUUGCAAAAUGGCAUGACAACAACAUUGUGACCAUUUUAUCCAACUGCCAUGGAUGA